Molecule: messenger RNA, 3570 nt
Organism: Patella vulgata (common limpet)
Lineage: Eukaryota; Metazoa; Mollusca; Gastropoda; Patellidae
Product: leucine-rich repeat and coiled-coil domain-containing protein 1
Exons: 28
Coding region: 126-3203 (1025 amino acids)
Cellular component (GO): cytoplasm
Molecular function (GO): protein binding
Source: RefSeq, a predicted model, not a curated record
CUAAGAAAACGAGCCUACAUUUUACCGUAAAGCGGCAAGUAUAAACACGCUCAGAAAAAUGUUUUGGUCAAUUAAUAUUAAAGAUUUGAUGAUUUAAUCAAGUGGAUUUUACAACCCCAAAAACUAUGGCAACGUCUUCAUUAGAUUUAUCAUCAACAGAGUUAUCGCUAAUUGAUUGUGGUGUAUCUGGUCUACUUGAUCUUCCUCUCCAAAGUCAUUUGCUGAGUCUCAAUCUACAUAGCAACUAUAUACAAAGAUUGGAAAACCUAAACCGUCUUACAUUGCUUCGUCAUUUGGAUUUAUCCUCUAACCAAAUAACCAAAAUUGAAGGUCUUGAUUCUCUGAAAUCUUUAAGAACAUUAAACUUGUCAUGCAAUUUAAUUUGUGUUGUUGAAGGAUUGUUUCAAUUGAGGUCAUUGGUGAAAUUAAACUUGAGUUUUAAUCAGAUUGAUGAUGUCAGCGGUUUUAAGUUCAUUUCUGGUUCAGGUUUUAAAUUAGCACACAUAGAACUACAUGGUAACAGAAUCCGUUCUGCUGUUAGAUUUGCUCAUAGUUUAAGUCAGUGUUCUAAUCUACAAGAUCUUGUUUUAUCACAAGAAGGCUCUAGUAAUCCAGUAUGUCAUCAAACAGGCUAUAGAAGUGAUCUACUGUCUCGUUUACCACAGUUGAAAUCAUUAGAUGGGCGUGAUAAGUAUGGACAUAUAUCUGUUACUAAGGACAUCAUUGAAGAUAUACCAGGUUUAGACGAAUAUAUAGAAUACCUGGAUUCCACAUCAACAACUGACACAGUUCAAGAGCCACCUGUUAUGGAUCUUAUUACCCCAAAAAUAGAUGAGGCUAUGGAACAGUUUAAACGACGAUGUCAAACAUCUUACGAUACUACUACUAGUAUAUCAGAUGUAGAUAGAAGUCCUUCACAAAGAAAUAUUCAACAGCCUAGUGAAAACCCAGACUAUACUCAUCGUCUAGAACAACUGGAAAGUCAGAUAUCACAGCUAUUGAAUAAAAAUCAGCAGGUAUAUGUUGCUGAAUCUAGUAGACCUACAGAUAAAGAAAACAGAUCACUUGUGCAUUCUGCAAAACUUCAAGCUGAAAGAGAUAUUGUAACUGAGGAGAGUGAAGAUGAUAUUAAUAAAACACCUAUAAAGAAAUCAAUGCGUAAACAACGGAAAACUAAAGUACCAAAUUAUCAGCGACAGACUGUGGCAUCAGGUGUGAAGAAAGACAGCCUGAAUGUUAGGUCAACAACAAGUUCUGAAGACAUGGAAUGUAGAAUAUCACUAGAAGAUAGAUCACUAACUGUUAAAGCUCAAAAAACAAUACCAGUUAAAUCUGUCAACCUUGAUCAUAAACUACGACAAGAUACAGCAACUACAUACACACAAAUGAUGAAAGAACUGGAACAAGAGAGAGAAAGACGAUGGAAGUCUGAGCAAGCAACUAAAAAAUUAGCAGACUAUAUAAAAGAGUUACAAGAAAAAGCUAAAGAAGAUAGUAAUAUAAAAGCGACAGCAAUAGACGCCACAUCUCAUCUGAAAAAUGCUCUAAUGAACGAAAAAGAAACCAAAGAAAAAUUAAAAGCACAAUCAGAUAGUUUACAGGAGAAGGUCAAACUACUGAAAGAAGAAUUAUGUAAAUCAAGACAACAUGAAUCAUCACAGAAAGAAGCUAUAAAAUCUAUGGAGGAAACUUUAACUAAACAAGAGAGAGAGAAACUUCAACAAGAUGCUCAUAUUAAUAAAAAAUAUCAAGAAGUGCAGAUGAGAUGUGCCGCACUGAAUAGAGAAGUUGAUAUGUUACGUCAAUCGUCAGAAAAACAGAAACAUCAAAUCCACCAACUUCAAGAAUUACUGGCCAAUAGAGAACAAGAACACAGGGAGGAACUAAAAAAAAGAUAUACAUUAGAUAGCCCACAGCUUCAAAGUGUCAUCGAAAAAGAGAUCAAACAAAUAGAAAAAGAAUACAAGACAGAAGUUAAAACACAACAAGAAAAAAUUGAUGUUUUGGGUAGACAAUAUACUGAAUUGGAAGAUGAAUUUCGAAUGGCAUUGCAAAUUGAAGCCUCUCGGUUCCAGCAAGUUCAAGAGGCUUUUGAAAGAAUAUCAGAAGAAAAUGCAGGAAAUAAAACAGAAUUAAUGGGAGCUUUGAAAAAAGAUGAAAAAGCAUCAGCAAUGCUUAAAGAACUUUCUUUGUUAGUAAAAGAACAGAAGGGAAGAAUUGCAGAAUUAUCUAAAUCUAAACAAGAACAGGCACUAGAGUACAGAGAGCGGGUUCAAACACUAGAAGCCCAUGUUGAAGAAGCCAGAAAACGCAUGGUACAGUUUGAACUAUUAAAGAAGGAAAAGGGAAGAAUUUCAGCUGAAUUAGAUGCAAAGCAGUCUGUUAUUGAUGGCUUAAAAGCUGAGAGAAAACUUUGGGGUCAGGAAUUAGCUCAACAAGGUUCCUCCCUGGCACAGGAUCGUGGACGAUUGGAAGCAAAGAUAGAAACCUUACAGGUUGAAUUGAAUACCAUGAAGAAACAUUUGGAAAAAGAAACAGAUGUUGUGAAAAUUAAAACUAAGAUGAUCGAUGAUCAAACAGAAAGUAUUAAAAAACUCAAAGAGGGUUUAUUGGAGAGAGAUGAGGAGAUAAGAAAAUCUAGAGAAGAAGCUUUGAGAAUUCAGAAAUCUUUAGAAGAACAGUUAGCUGAAGAGAAAUCUAUCAGUCAAGACAAUCAGGAAAUGGUUGAAAGAUUGCAAGAACGAAAGACUGAGUUGAAACAACAAAUAGAAGACUUGAAAAUCCAAUUAGAUGAAUCCCAAAAUGCUCAUAGUGUUCUAAAUAAUAAAUGGAAAGAAAAAUCAAAUCUGAUCAGUAGUUUAGAACAACAGGUUGGACAGAUGAAACAAUCAUGGGAAGAUAAAGAAAAGAGAUUAACCAAGGAACGUGAUCGAGCUGUUGAAGCUACGAGCCUUGCUGUUCAAAAAUUGAAAUCAAUAGAUGAAACUUUCCAUCAGAAAUUAGAAGCCAAAGAUAGAUCCUAUCACGAUCAUAUUAACCAAUUAGAGGAAGAAAAACGCAAGGAAAUAGAGCAGGCCAAUAGACAGGUUUUUGUAGUAGAACAGGAGAUGAGAGAUUUAUUAAGGGAAACAGAAUCAAAUAAAAGAGGAAUGGAAGAUAAAGUUAAACAAAUGACAAAAGCUUUGGCCUCUGUGGCUCAGUGAGUAAAACAUUGGCUUAAUUGCUUACCUGGAGUUCCUGUGUUCGAUCCCAGUGUUUGGAGAGAAAGUUCAUCAGGAUGUUUUGGCGCCGUUCCUCCUUGUCAGUGGUGCAGGACAGAGGGCUUGCCAAGGGUGUAUAGUCAUUCAGGUGAGAUGAGAAACUGAGGUCUUGUGUACACAGUGUAGUGCCGUUGUCUUGGCAAAAUUUCAACCAUAGUACACUGUAUGGCAUAUGCCCAUCUUCAUUAGCCCAGUCAAGAGUAGAACAGUAGGAUGUUAAAGGUGUUAAACCCCAUUUCAUUUUCACUAAUGGGAUACAAACAUUUUAUUGGUUUUGAAAUUUCAUAAAAUAUAAACAAAUAUAUGAUUU